Plectropomus leopardus (leopard coralgrouper) is the source of this 1028-nucleotide messenger RNA. It is a transcript of the gene polr2f, whose product is annotated as RNA polymerase II, I and III subunit F. Gene Ontology annotation, cellular component: RNA polymerase III complex; RNA polymerase II, core complex; nucleus. Gene Ontology annotation, biological process: transcription by RNA polymerase I; transcription by RNA polymerase II; tRNA transcription by RNA polymerase III. Gene Ontology annotation, molecular function: DNA binding. Lineage: Eukaryota; Metazoa; Chordata; Actinopteri; Perciformes; Serranidae. The record is from RefSeq and is a predicted model, not a curated record.
ACCGGAAGUCAAACGCUGUUCGCCUUCUUCAUGUGGGUUCAUGUUGACAACAAAAAGUGUCUCUGAUUGUUAUUAAUUGUGAGGAUUUACACACACGAGCUUCGAAAUAAAUCAUGUCCGACAACGAAGACAACUUCGACGACGGAGAUUUUGAUGAUGCCGAAGAGGAUGAAGGAUUAGAUGACCUGGAAAAUGUGGAAGAUGAGGAUCAGGAGAACGUGCAGAUCCUGCCCGCAGGUGAGGGCCAGCAGGCCAACCAGAAGAGGAUUACAACACCUUACAUGACCAAAUACGAGAGAGCCAGAGUGCUUGGGACACGAGCUCUCCAGAUAGCGAUGUGCGCACCAGUCAUGGUGGAGCUGGAGGGAGAAACAGACCCCUUGCAAAUAGCAAUGAAAGAGCUCAAGAGCAGAAAGAUCCCCAUCAUCAUCCGCAGGUACCUUCCUGAUGGGAGUUAUGAGGACUGGGGCUGUGACGAGCUAAUCAUAACUGAUUAAACAACUCUGCACUGACAGAAUAAUAUAUGCUGGUUCACACCCUCCAAUGUAUCAGGUCAGUCAGCUACACAAACCCAGAAGGUUCCUAAGCUGGUGCAACUGUCACCCACAUGUUCAUGUCUCAAUUUUGUCCACAAAUAUCCAUCACAUCAGGUGACUCUGUGAGUCGGUGAAAUAUGAACACAUGAAACGUGCUGAACAGACACUGAAAGAGUCAUUCAAAUCAAAAGAGUGCGUUGCUUACGGGUUUAUGAUCCUGUGAUCUGACUCGCUUACGGUCUCAUUGUGUUGUCAUGCGUAUCAACUUCAGUUCAAUUCAGAGUCAAAAUCUACAAUACUUUUUUAAGAGCUGCAUUAUUGCAAAGAACCACAAGGGGGAAGUGCAUCUUAAGUCAAACAUUUACUUUACUUGUGUUUUACACAAUCUUCCUGUGUUGUAAUUAUUCCAUUUGUUGUUUUGAAGGAGAGGGAAGGGUAUUAGUGUCAAAGAACUGUUUUUAUUGUUAUUAAUAAACUCUUUUGUAUAAAUGA